GCCACUUUCCAAUUCAGCGCCACCUGGCGGAUCAUAAUCCAAGAUGGCGGCGUAUGGUGUGUCCGUGUCACAGCACAUGUUUUUAGUGUUUUAUCAGCGCUACGCGUCAAAUUAGACUUUUUCCAGAAAAUCUUCGUGCUUAAAUGCGUAUAUAGAUACAAAAUGCCUCAUCACUGCUGUGUGCCACAUUGUACAAAUAAUUCCAAGACAAAAGAUGGUUACUCUUUUCAUACAUUCCCUAAAGACCCUUCAGUGGCAAAAAAGUGGGUGAUUGCUAUACGCAGAGAUCAAGGUGCAGAUUUUGAUAUCAACAAAGAGACAAGAGUAUGCUCCGUUCACUUUAACGCAGACUCUUACCAUCCUACCACUGCUAUUCAUGUUCGAAAACGUUUGCGAGGGACUGCUGUACCAUCAGUAUUUCAAUGGACUGUACAGAAACCCGUCAGAAGGAAACUCAGCCUUCUCAUGAAAAGUCCAAAUUGUGGAAAUGUAGAAUCCAACAAUACAAGUUUCCCAGAAAAACAUGUUUUGGAAAGCUGUAAUAAUGAUUGUGAUGAGCCUUUGCUUGUAGACCAGCCUUUUAGUAGUGAGGAUAGUUUAACAAAUGUGGAUUGGGCUGAAUCUCCAGACAAGAGUAAAUUAAAAGAAACCAACAGUGUUCUACUUCACAUUAGGAACAAAGAGAAGUUUUCAAUUCUACGGUUUUGUAAUUCCGAUUCUGAUAUCAGAUAUUACACAGGAUUUUCAUCAUACCUAGCCUUACACUGUUUCUUCACAUUCUUACAACCGGCUUGUAGCUUUUUGUACUAUGUAGGGACAGACAACACAUCUGAAGGGACACCUUACAUAUUUCUCAACAAACGUGGAAAGUCCAGAUCCUUGUCGCCUAUGGAAGAGUUAUUUGUAACUCUUGUUCGUCUUCGGAAAGGUUUACCAGAAAAACAUUUAGGUGACCUGUAUAACCUUUCUGAGGGACAUGUGUCAAAAAUACUCAACACUUGGAUUGCUUUUCUUGACAACAGACUGUCUUCGCUACCAAUUUGGCCACAAAGAGAUCAUGUGAAUAACACCAUGCCAGCAAUUUUCAAGACAUAUUUUUCCUCUACUCGAACCAUAAUUGACUGCACAGAAAUAUUCAUAGAACACCCAUCUGCCUCGGAGUGUCAGCGGGAGACAUUUUCCUCGUACAAACAUCACAACACUGCAAAGGGUCUCAUUGCCAUCGCACCAAGUGGCCAAAUCACAUUUAUUUCUCCGCUCUACUCUGGGCGAUGUUCAGACAAGAAAAUAAUUCGCCAUUGUGGAUUGUUGGACCUGAUAGAGGAAGGAGAUGGUGUCAUGGUUGAUCGCGGCUUUGACAUUACAACAGAUCUUGAAAACAGGGGUGCUCAUCUUAUAAUGCCUGCCUUUUUAAGUGGAAAAGACCAAUUCACUCCUGAUCAGUUAUCUCAAUCCAGAGAAAUAGCAACAGUGCGCGUCCAUGUUGAGAGGGCUGUGAGGAAGAUCAAAGAAUUUGAAAUUCUGAGACACACAGUUCCCAUCACAUUGUGUCCUAUGCUUGAAAAGAUAUGGAAUAUUUGUGGACAUUUGGCUAAUUUCUCAGGGAGUGGAACAUUGUUUAGACAACCCAAAGAUGUCUCCACUUGUAAAGAAUAAAGACACAUUGAUAAUGCUCUCAUGUUUAAUGAAAUGUCAGAUUCUUUUCAUAUAUGAACACUUUAUAAUAUGAUACAUAUAAAACAUGUUUCCAUGGUGAUCAAAGUUUCAAAAAUAUUAUGUUGAAUUUUGUACAAUUUUUGUGACAAUAAAAUGCAUUUUCAAAUACUGUCAUAGUAGUAAUACCAUGAAAAAAUUCCAAGCAAAAAAGUUUGUAAAUAAUACAUUUCUACAAAUGAAAUAUCAGAAAUUGUCCAACCGAUAUUCAUAUCAUCAUAUAUAUGCAUCAAACAUUUAUCACUAGUCAUACAUUGUAAUAUUCCAGUUGUUGUCUAGAUCUAUAAAAAUGUAUUGAAGAAAUUUUAUAUUAUCACAAGUGAUGAUAUAGGACAACUUGGAUUUCACUGCAUCCUUUCUUAAGUUAAUCUUUUUUCACUGUUGAAAAUAUAAAAAUAAUCUGUCUAAAUUAUAAACUAUAUUGAACCAUGUAUAUGAAAUGUCAGCAUAGCGCAGGAAAUGAAUAUUGUUCACAUAUUUUUAAACUUACUCUUUACAAGAAGUAAUGACUAUAAAUAAAUAAUUUAACUAAGAAACUGUGAAAUUGAAUGUGGACUAAAAAUACAAAAUUCAAUAGUAACAACUUUCAUUUUAAUUUUUACAUGUUACAAGUCAUAAUUAAAAAAUAUCACAAUUCAAUGUCUUAAUGACUAUGAAACUAAUAACAGUAUUUCAACAAAAAUUCUGUACAGUACAAUUGUGACAAUGGACAUAAUUUGUAUGACUUGUGCUUGUAUUCAAUUUUAUGCUACCAUACAUGGUUUAAGAUUGUACUAGUGUACACUGAAACCAUCAAUAUAUAUGUACAUUGUGCUUUUAACACGAGACAUGCAUAUGUCCUACACUAACUAUCAUAUUGAACAUUACAUGUAUAUGUGUCAGUCACGAGUGCAAAAAAGGAAUAUAAUGUAUGAAAUAUCCUAUGUAAAAAUUAGAAUAAAUUUUGUUUUCCCCAAGUCA
Messenger RNA from Pecten maximus, 2673 nucleotides. RefSeq lists its product as uncharacterized. Lineage: Eukaryota; Metazoa; Mollusca; Bivalvia; Pectinida; Pectinidae. The transcript has 2 exons. The record is from RefSeq and is a predicted model, not a curated record. Bases 163 to 1656 code for a protein of 497 amino acids.